This is a messenger RNA of Prunus mume (Japanese apricot), 2249 nucleotides long. The record is from RefSeq and is a predicted model, not a curated record. Lineage: Eukaryota; Viridiplantae; Streptophyta; Magnoliopsida; Rosales; Rosaceae.
AUGGUAAUACAGUACCAAAUUGAAAAUCUCUCCCUCAUCAUGUCUAGACUAAGUUUCCUAUCUGCUGCGUUCCUCAUUCACCCUCUUCUUCUUCUUCUUCUUCCUUCCUCUUGUUCUCAAACAACUUCCCUUACAGCUAAUAAAGAUAAUAUCUCUGAUUGUACCCGUUCUUGUGGAAAUAUUAACAUAAGCUAUCCAUUCCGAUUGAAAGGAGACUCUAAAGACUGUGGCAUCGAACGUUACGAGCUAUCUUGCGAGGCAAAUGGAAAUGGUCUUACUCAUCAUGCAGUACUAUACUUGUUUUCAGGAAAGUAUUAUGUACAUGAAAUCGAUUACAAUAACUUAACAAUCCGACUUGUGGAUGCUGGUGUUUUCAAGAUCAGUGACAACUACUUCUCGCACCCACACUAUUCGUUGACCAGAUUCAACUUUUCUUAUAAAUUUUUUCCAUACAUCCUUCAUAAUGAAUUAAAUCCAUCAUCGUUACCGGUGCCUAUAAUUUUCCUGAGCUGUGAAAAUCCAAUGAAUUCUUCUGCUAUCAUUGUUGAAACAGCUCCAUGCAUCAAUGGGAUCAGCAGCUAUUCUUCUUCUAAUUCUUCUUUGUCCAGUUUAAGAACCUAUUCUUAUUUCAUGGUUGGACGUAGCGGCCACAAUACGGCAGAGAGUUUGGGGAAGACCUGCCAAAUAACACUAAUGGUUACGGUGUUCCCUUCAACUGAGGACAACAUGACGUCCUGCAAAGGAAUAUAUAAUGAAAUAGCGCAUGGCUUUGAACUCUCAUGGUCUCUUGAAUGCGACAAAAACGGCACUACUAUCAAGUGCUCAUCAACAAGAGUACUCCCUUGGUACGACGAGAUCAUAAUGAAGAUAAUCGAUAAAAUAGGACCCGGGCUUGAGAAAAUAUAUGCGCUCUUCCACUUUGAACGGCGUUUCCCUAUGCAUGCAUCCGGAUUAUACCUUGGCCAGCUUCUGGGAUGUGCAGUCGCUUCCCUAGCAAUAUACCUGGCAGCCAAAUUUACAUUUGGUUUUCCCCUUGUAACUGCACUGCUAAUAUAUAAAUGGCGAAGGAGGCACUUGUCGAUGUAUGAGAAUAUAGAAGACUUUCUACGGAGUAAUAAUAACCUCAUGCCAAUAAGGUACUCUUACUCGGACAUCAAAAAGAUGGCUAGAGGUUUCAAGGACAAAUUGGGGGAAGGAGGCUAUGGCUCUGUAUACAAGGCAAAGCUCCGCAGUGGUCGCCUUGUAGCCAUCAAGAUGUUGGGUAAGUCCAAAACUAAAGGGCAAGACUUUAUUAAUGAAGUUGGUACCAUUGGAAGGAUUCGCCAUGUUAACGUGGUGCGACUUAUUGGCUUUUGUGUUGAUGGUUCAAAACGUGCUCUAGUAUAUGAUUUCAUGUCUAAUGGGUCUCUUGAGAAAUACAUUUUUUCUCAACAAGGAGAUGUGUCUUUAAGUUGCCAGAAAACAUUUGAAAUCGCACUUGGGGUGGCUCGUGGUAUUGAUUACCUCCAUCGAGGCUGUGACAUGCAAAUUUUGCACUUUGACAUCAAGCCUCACAACAUUCUUCUAGACGAGAAUUUUACUCCCAAGGUCUCUGAUUUUGGGUUAGCAAAGCUAUACCCAUUGGAUAAUAGCAUUGUAUCUUUGACUGCAGCAAGAGGAACCAUGGGAUACAUUGCUCCAGAAUUGUUCUACAAAAACAUUGGAGGUGUUUCGUACAAAGCUGAUGUGUAUAGUUUCGGAAUGCUAUUGAUGGAAAUGGCUGGUAGAAGGAAGAACCUGAAUGCGGGUAUAGAACAAUCGAGCCAAUUUAGCCAAAUCUACUUUCCCACAUGGGUUUCUGAUCAGUUGAAGGCAGGAAAGAACAUAGAAAUAGGAGAUGAUGCAACAGAUGAGGAAAAGAAGAUCAUAAAGAAGAUGAUGAUGGUGGCUUUAUGGUGCAUACAAAUGAAGCCUAUCGAACGCCCUUCAAUGAAUAAAGUAGUGGAGAUGCUUGAAGGAGAAAUUGAGAGCCUCCAAAUGCCUCCAAGGCCUUUCUUAUACCCACAACAAAUUCCUGCAGAUGAAGUUGGUGGGGACAAUCGAAGUCCCUGUGCAUCAAGUGCUUCAGAAUCUGAAGAGAUUACUUUGAUUGCGGAUGCAAAUGUAAGGGAAAUUUAGCAGCUCUACUCUGUAUUUGAUCAUAGCACAAAUAUGUUUACAUGUUGUAAUUGAUCUAAGCAAAUAAUCAGCCUCUGCCUUUGGUUAUUGUU